Molecule: messenger RNA, 1443 nt
Organism: Nilaparvata lugens (brown planthopper)
Lineage: Eukaryota; Metazoa; Arthropoda; Insecta; Hemiptera; Delphacidae
Product: mitochondrial 2-oxodicarboxylate carrier
Exons: 9
Coding region: 76-981 (301 amino acids)
Biological process (GO): transmembrane transport
Source: RefSeq, a predicted model, not a curated record
UAUCUGUUAUUUUAUACAAAUGUAGAAGAUAGUUAGAUCCUUUCAAUAUCAACUUGAAUUUGGUAAUUGAACAAAAUGCAUUCAAACAGCUUGCUGAAAGAAGCAGCUAUACAAAUCCUGUCGGGAGGAUCGGCAGGAUUUGUGGAAGUUUGUAUAAUGCAUCCACUGGAUGUCGUUAAGACGAGACUACAGGUGCAAAGUGCUCCGGCAAAGGUCAAUGACCCGAAUCACUACAAAGGGGUCUUCGACUGUAUGGCCAAAAUGUACAGAAACGAAGGCUAUCUAGCUUUUUACAAGGGAAUAUUGCCGCCCAUUGUUGCCGAAACACCCAAGAGAGCAUUGAAAUUCGUCACAUUUGAGCAGUACAAGAAAUUAUUUUUGUUUGGCGCCUCAAGUCCCACCCCACUGACUCUAUCAAUGGCUGGCUUCUUUGCCGGAGUGACGGAGGCGAUUUUUGUGAAUCCGUUUGAAGUGGUGAAAGUAACGAUGCAAACCAAUCACCAGAAAGCUGUCAUUGCUCCGAGCACCUUCCAAGUUUGCAAGCAAAUUGUCAACACCAAUGGACUUGGAGGACGAGGUUUGUACAGAGGUUUAACGGCUACUGUACUGAGAAAUGGCGUUUUCAAUUCGGUCUACUUUGGAUUUUUCUACACAAUUACAGAAUACUUGCCAAAACUUGAGGAUCCAGUCCACGAGUUCAUGAAGAGAGUCUCUCUAGGAUUCACGGCUGGCGUUUUUGGGUCGUUGGCCAAUAUACCUUUCGAUGUUGCCAAGAGUCGAAUUCAGGGUCCUCAGCCUGCUAAAGGAGAAAUCAAGUACAAAUCCUGCUUCAAAACUAUGCACAUCAUCUACACGGAAGAGGGGUUCCGAGCGCUCUACAAAGGUUUAGUACCAAAGGUAAUGAGACUGGGGCCUGGUGGAGCCAUACUUCUCAUUUGCUACGAACAGGUGAAAGAGUUCCUCACAGAAAAACUCGAAUGAAAAAUUAGUAACUAACCAAUAAGUAGAAUAAUUUAAGUGUUGUUAUAUAUUCGUAUAAUUUGUAUAAUGUUAAUGACUAUUGAAAGAUUAGAAUAACUUGUACCUGAAAGCCAUAAAAACGCCAAAUUUUAUUGACUACAGUAUUGAAAGUUUUUCCUAAAAUUGUUCACCAAAAAUGAGCUUAUAAACAAAUCUAGUAUUUUAAAUCUUGAACAAAUUCUCAACAGUUGAUGAGUAGUGUUUAAUUCUACAGGUGAUGGAUAUAUUUAUAAUUAGCUAAUUCACCACACUUCUAAGACUGAUUGUAAUGAAAUAUUAUGUUGAUUGAAAAGUAUUUUAUUAUUCGAAAAAACUGUGAAUCGAAAAAUUGUGCCUUAUAAAAGAAUAUUGUACAAGUAAACAGCACAAAUUUUUGUAGACUGUUGUGAUACAUAAUAUUUUAAAUAAACAUGUUUCAAGAAA